Yamadazyma jaroonii is the source of this 1326-nucleotide messenger RNA. The record is from the annotation of a GenBank genome assembly. Lineage: Eukaryota; Fungi; Ascomycota; Pichiomycetes; Serinales; Debaryomycetaceae.
AUGGUCAAUUAUGGGAAUUUAGAUGUGACAACAAUGGGGAAGUUUAAUGGAAUACAAGGAAUUCAGGGGAUACGAGGUGGUAUUAACCAACCGGCUGUAACUUCAAGGAAUUUUAGUAUAAGUAGUAUUAGUGGAGCUAGUAGUAAUAGUGUAGGAUCGAUUCAAGAUACUCAAAGUAGUAAAGAAAGUCUCUUAAGUCAUAAGCUUGAUACUGUGUUAGGAGAUUCCGAUGGUAAUAAUAGUCCCUUAGAGAUGACUACUUCAGUUAAUUAUGAAUUAGGGGUCGGGGUUAACGAUUAUUCAACAAAUCAAAUCAAUCCUAUGACAUACAAUAAUUUUAAUAAUUAUGGUUUAUUUGUAGAUGAUGGAAAUUAUCAUAAUCAAAUACCUAAAGAAUUACCCCCUAAAAGGAGAGGUUUAGCAAAUGCAAUUAAUGGUAGAGAAGUUAGUGAUAAAAUUCUUCAUGUUGGGAAUUUAGAUAAAACCAUUCAAGAAUUUGAAUUGAUUUCUAUAUUUCAAAAAUAUGGUUCCAUUAAAUAUUCAAAAGUUCUCCAAGAUAAAAACAAUAGUUUCUUUAAUUAUGCAUUUGUUGAAUUCAUUAAACCUGAAGAAGCUUUAAAAGCUUUAAAUGCUUUAAAUGGUUUAAAGAUUGGUAAUUCUUCAAUAAAAGUAAAUUUUGCCUAUAGAUCAACAAAUGCCAAUCUGGUUCAAUCAACCCAACCAGUUUUCAACAUUUUUGUUGGUGAUUUGAGUCCUGAAAUAAACGAUGAAAUUUUAUUCAAAAAUUUUGAAGAAUUCAAUCCAAGAGAAGCUCAUGUCAUGUGGGACAUGAAAACUUUAAGAUCAAGAGGUUAUGGAUUCGUAACAUUUUUAAAUGAUUUUGAUGCCAAACUUGCUUUAACUCAAAUGAAUGGUAAAAAGAUCAAUGGUAGAAUAAUAAGAUGUAAUUGGGCUUCCCAUAAACAAAAACAAUCAUUAACUCCUCCACCUCCACCCAAUGUAAUACCUUGUAAUCAAAUCAAAUCAGAACCAGUAUCAAAUUUUGAAAUCAUCUACAAGCAAACUCCAACUUGGCAGACCACUGUAUAUAUUGGUAACUUGGCUAAUUUUACUACAGAUAAAGAAUUAAUCCCUAUAGUUAAUCAAUUUGGAUUCAUUUUAGAAUUAAAGAUCUUCAAUGAAAAAAAUUGUGCUUUCGUCAAAUAUGAUAGCCAUGAAUCUGCCACUUUCGCUAUUGUCAAUUUAUCAGGAUAUUUAAUGAACAAUAGACCAAUCAAAUGUGGUUGGGGUAAGGAUAAACCUGUUUUUUACAAAUAUAAUGCAUAG